This is a messenger RNA of Diatraea saccharalis (sugarcane borer), 1806 nucleotides long. Lineage: Eukaryota; Metazoa; Arthropoda; Insecta; Lepidoptera; Crambidae. The record is from the annotation of a GenBank genome assembly.
AUGAAUCUGGCAAAUUUGUAUUUGAAUUUAGUGUAUGCAAUUGAUAUUUUUCCUGUAUUAGACUUUUUCAAAGAAAGAGGAGUUAAAUAUGUCAUUAAUGCAAAUUGCAAUAACCAAGCAAAAAUUAUAUGGCACAAGUUAUUUAAUGAAAAUAAUAUUAUAGGGGCAAGUAUUGAUAUAGAUAAUGCCAAUGUAAAAGAGUUAGUUUAUACCCAUAACAAAUUGGGAAUAUUUCUUAACACUUCUUGUGAGGAUUGGUCAGAAGCUUUCAAUAAUUUCCCAGGAAAUAUUUAUUUCAAAAGUUCAUUUACUUGGUUAAUAUACACCGAAGAUAUAGUGUCUACCACUAAUGUGUUAUCUAAUUAUUCUAUAGAAAUAGAUUCAGAUGUAACUGUGAUCUCAAAAUUUAAUGAUAAUUACAAAUUUUAUGAAGUGUUUCAUACAGAUUAUUUUUAUGGUAAGUUUUAUGUGAGAUAUGUUGGUUAUUGGAAAAAGAACUUGAAAUUGAAUAAAAUUGACAAAAGGAGUUUGACUGGUUUAAGUAUUAAAUGCUUUGUGGUAGUCACAGUUAAGUUAGAAAACGAAACAUUUGAGCAAUACUUGUACCAGCCCAAGAAUUAUACAGGUGAUUCAAUUCAUCGACUGAAAUUUGUCACACUCUUAAAUCAUAUUCGUGAUAUGUACAAUUUUAGCCUUGACCUUCAACGCACAAAUUCUUGGGGAUAUCGCCGAAAUAAUGGUCAGUUUGACGGGGUCGUUGGUACUUUGCAGCGUCGUGAAGCCGAUAUAGGAGGGUCACCCUUAUUUUUUAGAACCGAGAGGGCACAAUUGGUCGAUUAUAUAGCAGAGACCUGGCGGUGUAGACAGUGUUUCAUAUUCCGUCACCCCAAGCAUCCUGGAGGUUUCUAUACAAUUUACACGAGACCAUUGACUGCCAGAGUUUGGUAUUGCAUAUUGUCCAUAUUCGCAUUAUCGGCAGUCAUACUUAGCUUGAUGUUAAGAAAUAUGUUCCCAAAACCUGGCAACGAGAGCGCGGACUCCUCAUUUAGUCUGACCCUGUUAUUCAUAUGGAGCGCGAUGUGCCAACAAGGCAUGUCGGUAAACCGAAGUGCCAUGUCAGUCAAAAUGGUGGUGUUCGUAAUAUUUAUUUACGCUGUAACAAUAUAUCAGUAUUACAACGCUACAGUAGUGUCCACUUUGUUAAGGGAGCCACCGAAAAAUAUUAGAACUUUAGAGGACCUCGUUAAGAGUAAUCUGAAAGCUGGAGCUGAAAAUGUUCUUUAUGCCAAGGAUUUCUUUAAGUAUACAACUGAUCAAGUAGCUUUAAAAAUGUACCACAAAAAGAUUGUUCCCGAGCACCAGUACAACUUUUACACAGCAGAACGCGGCAUGACUCUCGUGAAACGAGGGGGCUAUGCAUUUCAUGUGGACAGCGGGUUGGCUUAUAGAAUUAUGAGGCGUACAUUCAGUGAGAGGGAAAUUUGCGAGGCAUACGAAAUAUUGUUAUAUCCACCGCAGAGAUUGGGAUUCGUUGUGAGGAAGUCCUCACCAUAUAAGGAACACUUCAUUUAUGGGGUUAGAAAAGCCUUGGAGUCUGGCUUGAUGCAUCGAAUGAAAUCAGUAUGGGACGCUGCGAAGCCACCGUGCGUUCAUACGCCAGACAGUAGCAUAUUCUCAGUCUCUAUAAGAGAGUUUUCUACAGCCCUCCUGGUGCUAUCAGGAGGAAUGGUAGUCUCAUUGAUAAUACUGCUGGGCGAAAUAGUGAUCUACAGGCAACAGAAAAAACGUAUAGCGUAUCGGCAUUAA